AUAGUGACAGCUAUUGUCGCAUCUCUCUGACUCUCAUGUCGAAAACCCCUUCGAGUUACGUAUCAUCGCCAUACUUUCAAAACACUACAGAAGACUUGUACAGAAAGCUGGAAGCACUGAAGCCGUCUCUCGUGCAAGAAUGUGUGGCUCAUGACCCGUGGAAACUCUUGGUCGCUGUGACUUUACUCAACAAGACGACCGCAAGGGUAGCUUUGCCAGUGUUCUGGAAUCUCAUGUCCAAGUGGGAGACUCCUUGGGCAAUGUCUCAAGCUAACGAGCGACAGCUAAGGGAUCUGAUUCAUCCUCUCGGAACGUACACCAUCCGUUCCAGGCGACUCAUUGAACUCUCGAAAGCCUACCUUAUUGAUCCUCCCACUACGUACGAUGCUCGACCAUCUCGACCACGGGUGCCCUCGCCGUCCAAGAACUCCAAGUCUACUCGUCUCAAACCAGAUCUACCACCUCUGUCUUCUCCCCGUCUUCGAGAAGGUCGAGUCCGUUAUCCGGCCACCCCCAUUUCUCAUCUACCAGGAGCCGGACCCUAUGCCCUGGAUUCUUACCGUAUCUUCUGCACUACAUAUGAUGACCCGUUCUCCGAAGAAUGGAAGUUAGUAAUUCCAACGGACAAGGAGCUUAUUGCGUACCUUCGUUGGAAAUGGGCAAUUAACGAACAUAUGGAAUGGUUUCCAGAAACUGGGUCGACACAACCUGCGACUCCGUCAUAUCUGAGUAGGCUGUUGAUAUACCUUGCUCUGAGAAGAGAGGGCCAAAACAUGAAUCAAAUAUUGAAUUAG
Molecule: messenger RNA, 794 nt
Organism: Marasmius oreades (fairy-ring Marasmius)
Lineage: Eukaryota; Fungi; Basidiomycota; Agaricomycetes; Agaricales; Marasmiaceae
Exons: 3
Coding region: 36-794 (252 amino acids)
Biological process (GO): base-excision repair
Cellular component (GO): nucleus
Molecular function (GO): catalytic activity; DNA binding
Source: RefSeq, a predicted model, not a curated record